UUGACGAUACCACAAUUUCGCAGACGAUUAGAAAGAAAAAAGAGAGUUAUAUCCAAGCCGCUGUUGACAUCCUGGCAAACCGUGCGUCCGUAGAUAACUUUUUCAACUUAACGAGACGAGAUGCAAGGAACUGCGUAUAAACUUCAACACUAACAACACCACUUUAUUCGAUCCAGUUGUUGUUGAUGGUAUGCCUAUUGAUCUAGCUGCCAGUGCCAAAAUAGUACGCCUCAACAUAUCCAAGGAUUUGAGAUGGAACUGCCACAUUUACAACAUUAUCAAGAAAGCCAAGAGGCGCUUGUAUAGCUUAUCUCAGCUUAAACGCUCUCGGUCUUGGUAUCCGUGAGUUAGUUCGGUUUCAGGCCUGCACUUGCACUCGUCCGAUCACGGAGUAUGCAUGUCAAGUACGUCUUUCAUAACGGUCUCCCCAUAUGCCUCUCCAACGAACUUGAAGAGUACAAAAACGGGCUAUGCGAAUCAUCUUUCCCUUUUGCUCGUAUAACGAGGCAUCGGCUAAAUCAGGCCUAAUGAAACUUUCAGACCGCUGUCAGGAACUAGUUGAUAAACUAUUCAAGAAAACUAUUCAGAGCGAACAGAACAAGCUUCAUGACCGGCUUUACUCUACCUUUAAUACAAAUACUUUGAACAUAAGAAACAAACGGAAGUUUAGGCGCGUGUUCAAGACGAACAGAUUUCGCAACAGUUUUAUCAUUUUAAAUGCCCUUUUAACCUAAACUUUUUCUACUAGACUUUUAUACUUAUUCGACAUAUUUUAUUUACAAACGUAACAGAUAUACAAAAACAAAUUUUUUUGCAAACUUAUUAUAAACUACUGGUAGUCCUUUUAAUGUAACUAUUGAUAUAAUUUUUUUUAAUAAUCGCACAAUUCAAUGUUUUAGUUGCAAACGGUGAUAAACCAUUUAUCUUAUCUAUUAAUCUCUCCCUACUUUAGCUGAUUUUACAGAUUUCUGGCUAGGAGCGUUUAAAUUAUCUUUCGCUCAUCUUGUGCCACAGCUAUAUUCUCCUAUGUUUUCUUUGAAAUUUUGCGCGGGAAAUUGACACGCAGGCGGCCAAAAUCGAUCCCCCUGCGCAUGCCAAAAGUUUGACCGCUGAGUUGGAGUUAAUGUUUUAUCGCAUGUCGCUCAAAAAUUUAACACAACAUAUAAAAAAAUGUGCUGAAGAAAUUAAAAUUAAAAAAAAAAAAAAAGAGUUUCCUAAUUUUUUCAAAUUUAAAAAUAUCCUUAUAUUUGUAUAAUUUUGCAGGAUGGGCUCGUACACUCCGAUUUUUAGGUGUUUCCAAGCAGCCCCAAUGUACUGUCGUUGUAGCGUCCUAACCACUUUGCCGUCGAUAACGAGUACAGUUUCCACGCAUUCACCUUAAAAAAAUUAUUUACGAAGACGAGAGUAAUUAGGAAAGCUUGCAACGUGUUGCGAAAUAAUUUAAGUGUAAAAAAUAAAAAUUCCAUGUCCAACGAGUGUUGCUUACGAACAUGCGCAGUUAAGAUAUGUUCUAAGAUGACGAGUGUUCCUUGAGAAUAAGAUAAAAAAAAAGAGUUUGUAUCGACAGAGUAUCUUACCUUUAAUAUGUUUGGCCCAUACUGUAUUUUGAAUUAAUUUUUCUUUUACAUUACGAACUAUAGGAAGUACUUAUGUUUCAUCUCGUCAUAACAUGAGCAGUAUCUGUUUAAAGUACAAAAAAUGGGAGCAAAUGAUUGCACAAUUUUUCUAGUUUCAUUUCCUUUGUAAGUAUCAAAGCUAAGCAAAGUGCGUCUAAGAAAUAGUCCUUGAUGCAUUUAAAUCCUUUUCUGUAGGAAUAAUACGUCUGCAAAACCCAGCAGUCUGUAAUUAGACUAGAAUAUUUGCAUACAUUAGCGCAAACCGGAUAAGUUUUAUUAACAACGAUGAUUGGACAAAGGAGCCUAUCAAUUCAGUUUCAAAUUACAACAAACUUUUGGGGGAGUUUGCUGAUGUGAUGGACGAGUAACCUUUUUGACACUUAAUCUUAUCUCUCUGUAACUUACUGAAAUGACAAAGAGCGCGUCAAACGAAGGUUUGCACAGAUAGACAGCCGGCCGGGUUUUUAUAUUCCUGUGUAAACAGAGGAGAUGAAAAGAUUUUAACACCUAAACCUAGUGUAAAUUUUAACAUGCGGCAAAUGUCUACGUAUCUGCGGAAAUUAUUGAUAGACUAAACACGCGCAUCGUUACAAGACAUAUCAGGCUUACAGUUGUCUUGUUUCGUACGUGUUUCAAUUCUUCGUAAAUUCAAUUUUAAAAUAUUUUGCCUCAGAUUGAACGACUUCAUUCAACAACAACCCAGAAAAGAUUCAGAUCACAAUGGAAAAAGGAUAUAUCAAAGCACUGAAUGUUAGUAACCCAACCGAGAGGUUUGUAUGCGGAGACAUCGGAUUCUCAGGUCUUAAAAUGGUUCCCUUUCCUCAAACUGAUUUGUUCCGCUCCGUGACUCUAGUGCUGUGUGUUCUAAACGGUGUUACAUGUCCGUUAACAAUCGUUGGCAACGUCUUAGUCUUUAUGGCUGUGCUCAGAAAGCCUCAGCUUGUAAAUGUAGCAAAUACCUCCAUUUUGUGCCUUGCGUUGACAGAUUUGACGGUUGGCGCGUUUGUUCAACCUUCAUAUAUUAUUUAUCAAACAAGCAAACUGACCACUGCUUUCGCUGACUUUCCGUGCGACAAGCUACUUAUUUACUCGUUCUCUGGAGUGAUAUGUAUCUGCAUGUCGUUUCUGACAUUGAUUUUGAUCUCGCUUGAGAGAUACAUGGCAGUAUUUUAUCCGUAUCGUUAUGUUGAGAGGGUCAACUCCAAAUGUCUGAUUACAGUCACUGUCACAAUCUGGGUGAUCUCGAUUGGAACACUGCUAACUGUGAGAUUCUUGUUCGGGAUAAACAGCAAUGAGGAAAUAGGAGUGAUAUCUCUCGUAAUAAUCGCAAAUUUCAUCAUCACGUCGUUUGUGUACUUUAGGAUAUUUAGGCUGGUCAAGCGCUGUAACGCCCAGGUUAACGUAGAGUUGUCACACAACACUUUCGCAUCCUCUUCCCAAGAGCCUUCUUCACCAGGGAACUCGAGUCCUCGAGAAGCCAAAGCAUCCAAGACAGUGGCGUUUGUGGCUGGAACUUUGUUCCUGUGCUUCACACCGACCCUCUGUGCCACCAUUGUCGACCAGGCUGGCUUAGCACCAAGAAACCUUUUAUAUCACGUGAUUUAUCCUAUUGGCGAGACAGCAGUUCUCUUGAACAGCUGUCUUAAUCCAGGAAUUUACGUUUGGAGAAAUAAGGGGAUUCGAAGCAGUCUGCGUGAAUUUUUAAGUUCUUGUAAAAUCACAGCCAGCAAUUAAAGGAAAUUGAAGAAACAAAACAGGAUG
Pocillopora damicornis (cauliflower coral) is the source of this 3377-nucleotide messenger RNA. RefSeq names its product histamine H2 receptor-like. Gene Ontology annotation, cellular component: membrane. Gene Ontology annotation, biological process: G protein-coupled receptor signaling pathway. The record is from RefSeq and is a predicted model, not a curated record. Lineage: Eukaryota; Metazoa; Cnidaria; Anthozoa; Scleractinia; Pocilloporidae. Gene Ontology annotation, molecular function: G protein-coupled receptor activity.